AACGGAACGGCAUCCUUAUGUCAACGCAAACAAAACUAUGUCAAAAUUAAUUCUAAAUUUCGUGUAAAAACAACAACAAAAUCACACAACAAUUUAUGUGCAGCAAUCCAUGUGCUCCUUUUAUUUGUGUAUAUAAUAAAGAAACGUCGUGAUGGCUGAAAAGUCUAGUGAAUCAAGUCCGAGCGAGCCUGCCAGUACUCCGAGACAGGAGGCCCAACAGUCUGGCAACUGGUGGGAUACUUGGAUAUCUUCCGCUAAGUCCAAGUCGGCAGAGGUGUACACUAUGGUGAAGAAGGACCUGGACGAGAUAGGCACCGCCGUCAAGAGCGAGGCCAGCCACGUGUUCAGCACCACCUCCACUGUCAUCGGGAAGACGCUGAAGUUGGAUGUACCAGAGUCACCAGCAAAUGUAAUGAAGAAAAGUUUCAGCAGCUUCAUUGGUCAAGUCAGCACAGUGCUGAACCCGGAACCAGAUGACGAUGAUGACACAGAGGUGAUCCUGUCAUCUGGGGACACCACCAUGCUCUCCACAUACAAGAAAGAACUAGAAGCUCUCCAGCGCGUAGAUGCAACAUUCAUAGUACCAGCAUACAGCGCGGAGUUCGAGGCCUGGCGCGGAAGCCUGGAGUCGUCGGAGGCCGGCCUGAUCAGUCUGUCCGCCGCAGCCAGGCGGCUCGAGGCCAGUCCUACGCUCAAGGCACAGUACGACAAACUUGUGCCUGAUGCCGUCUCUCAUGACGAUUUUUGGGAAAGGUAUCUAUUCCGCGUGGCCUUGCUACAGGACCGCCUGGCGGCGGCGGCCCGCAAGCAGCCCCAGGAGCAGCCCUCCACCGACCCUGUACUGGCACACCUACCCAUGCAGGCGGCCGCGCCCGUUGUACAGAGCCCGAAGAAGGUCCUCUCGGGUUUGGAAGAAGAGAAGCCAUUUGAAGCCCCCGAAAUGGACAACGUGGUCACUUGGGAAGACGAAGACUUCGCCAACGACGUGGAACUGACAGAAGAACAACAAACUCUACUUCUAGAAGAAUACGAGAGGGAGAUCGCAGGUAAGAAGACUAAACAAACUUGUUCCCGAGACAUAGCCAACAACAACACAGAUAAAACAACGAGCACAGACAAUAAAAAAUCAAAAACCGCACAAACCAGAGACAAGAUGAACAAUAAGACUUCAAAUAAAAAUGGCAGGUCACCGAAAAAGGCGCCAAAAUCUGACGUUUGUGGAAAUAAUUUAGUUGAAGAUUAUUUCGGUGACAAAGAGGUUAAAGAUGAUGCUAGCGCCAAUUCUGACGAAAGUUGGGAGAAGGAAUUUGAAAUUGAUGACGUCGUUGAGCAAAAAGCAUGAAGUGAUCCGGCCAUAUUGUAAUGUAAGGAUAAUAUAUAGUCCGGGUACAUUGUGCGUCGCGACAUAUUGUGACGUCAUACUAAACCAGCCAUACUUUCCAGAUAAUCAACUGUCUCUUCUAAACUGAACCUUAUGUCGAUU
Spodoptera littoralis (African cotton leafworm) is the source of this 1483-nucleotide messenger RNA. NCBI's taxonomy places the organism in Eukaryota, Metazoa, Arthropoda, Insecta, Lepidoptera, Noctuidae. The record is from the annotation of a GenBank genome assembly.